Messenger RNA from Antechinus flavipes (yellow-footed antechinus), 4219 nucleotides. RefSeq names its product family with sequence similarity 43 member B (gene FAM43B). The coding region runs from base 2132 to 3244 and encodes 370 amino acids. The transcript is spliced from 2 exons. The record is from RefSeq and is a predicted model, not a curated record. Lineage: Eukaryota; Metazoa; Chordata; Mammalia; Dasyuromorphia; Dasyuridae.
AAUUCAAAAUAUUGGAACAUAGGUUGGGGGAGAUCUUAGAACUAGAGGAAACCUUAGAACACAGAAUGCCAGAGCUGGAAAGGGUCUUAGAAAAGAGAACAGAAGAGUUGAGACAUUAAGAUAGAAUGUUAGAGCCAGCAAAACCUUAGAAAACAGUAUUAAAGAAGAGAUCUUAAACAUUGAAUGUCAAACCAUAGAUUUUCAGAGUUGGGAGGGUCUCAAAAUCAGAGCUUUAAAAGGCCGCAGAACAUAGAAUAUUAGAGCUAAAAGGGACGUGAGACAAUCAAGUCCAACCCUUUCUUUUUUCUUUUUUAAACAGAUGAAGAAAUUGGGUCUUAGAAAGGGCAAGUGAUUUUUCCAAGAAGGAAGAAAAUAUGCAAGCAUGAAGCUGGAUAGGUAUACCUGCUUUUGGCUCAUCCUCAGGACCUGAAUCCAUCCCAGACUUAGUGUGAAGACCCAUGUCUAAUAAGAGAACUCAUCAACUAGCUCUGGGAAGGUCUUGGAAGCCCAGAAAUAUACUAGACCCUGAUGCCCCAGCAGCUGGUUGUGAAAUUCCAGCUUCAUUGUAGAUGCCAACCUUGUAAGUAUUCUUAUGGAUUCUGGAACUACAUCUCUCCUUCACCAUCACCCCCAAUUAGCUUAGAACACUGAGUUUAGAAGUCUCUGUGAUGUAAUGGAAAACUGGAUGGAUAUGGAAUCAGAGGACCUCAACCCUGGUCCUGACUCUCAUUGCCUGUGUGACCUUGGAAAUUUAAUUGGCUCCAAUUUCUUCUUUAUAAAUAAUGGGAUUUUGCUGGCUGACCUAGAAGGUCCCUUCUAGCUCUAAAUCGUAUAAUCCUAAAACCUUUCCUGAAGACAAAGUCCUCCCUUAGAUUCUCAUCUCCAAGCUCUCCAAGAUCAGGAACCAAUCUUCUUCUGCACAAAUUCCCCAUCGCCAUCGCACAGACCCAACUUUGGCAGAGAAAGAACACUCAGGGUUAGAACUAAGAGAGGCAGCGCACUGGGUCACCCACCCCCACCCCACCCCCAUUCCUACUCUGCCUGAUUCUGAGGUGAUGGGCCCCCUGGGCGGGUGGAGCGGCUGGUGUAACGUCAGCUCUUCUGUCAGCCUGAUCAAUCUUCAGCUGUGGCUUUACCUCCCCACCAAGGCCACCCCACGACCUUGUCCUGAAACUAAGAGAAGGUACUUUCUUACUUUGUUCCCAUCCUACCCCCUUUCUACGGUGCUGGCAGAAAACAAAAUGAAACCGUGAAUUCCCUCCCACCCUCCACUACUACCAGGGAAAUCACUCCCACAUCGAUGCUCAGUGAUCAUGACUGGAGGGAGGGGAGGCUUUUUGGAGAGGGGGGAAGGGGAAAAUCCCCCUAUGAGGAAAAUCAAGGAUGUUUUAGGGGAAAAUACCGAGAUAAAAACGGGGAGACCCCUCGAGAAGACGUUCCCAAGAAGGGCAGGUACCCCGAGAUUCUAAAAUUAAAUCCACCCCUCCAUUGACCGAGUUUGAGGGAAAGACUGGGGGGGAGGAGGGGAGGAAAGAGGGGUCCACGGUGUCCCGUGUGAGAGCAAAGCCCGGCGCCCUAGCUGGGGUGGGAGGGAACCAGGGAGACAGGGAAGGGGGAGGGAGCGCCGGAGCUGGCGGUUCCGCCCGCUGAUGCAGGCAGCUUGGGGAGGUGGAGCAGCCGAGCCAGGAGGAGUCCCAGCCGCCGCCGCAGCAGCCCAGCUCCCCGGCCGUCUCGCCUCCCCGCCGCCGCAGUGUCGGUGGCAGACGAGGAGAGCGCAGGGCUCCCCCUCCCCCGACCCAGCCUCGGGACGAAAGCAGCUGUCUGUGCGCCGCCCCCCCCACCCCCCUCCCGUCGCCUUUCCCAGGCGGGAGGGUGGCCAGAGCUCAUUCGGUUCUCUCCUCCUCUCGGCCCCAGCAGAAGCCGCCGCUGUGCCAGGCACCACCGGGCAUCUCCGCUGCCAGUCGGGCAGCUCGGGAGCCAGCUUCAACGGAUAUACGGGCAUCCGCAGCCUGGGCCUUGCCGGGCGCCUCCGAUUCUGCCCCCGGCCCCUCGGGGCACUUCGGGGCCAGCUCUGCGGAGCAGGGCGGUCCCGAGCAGCUCGGAGCCCGCAGCCGACGCCGACGCCGCCACGAUGCUGCCCUGGAGACGGAGCAAGUUCGUGUUGGUAGAGGAUGAGUCCAAGCGCAAGGGAAAGAGCCUGAGCCCCCGGCUUUCCUACUCGUCGCUGCUCUCUACCUUCCUGCGCUCUUGCCCGGACCUGCUGCCCGACUGGCCCCUGGAGCGCCUGGGUCGGGUCUUCCGCAGCAGGCGCCAAAAAGUGGAGCUCAACAAGGAGGACCCCACUUACACCGUGUGGUACCUGGGCAACGCCGUCACCCUGCACGCCAAGGGCGACGGCUGCACCGAUGACGCCGUGGGCAAGAUCUGGGCGCGCAGCGGGCCGGCGGGGGGCACCAAGAUGAAGCUGACGCUGGGACCCCACGGCAUCCGCAUGCAGCCCUGCGAGCGCAGCGGGAGCUCGGGGGCGCGGCGGCCGGCGCACGCCUACCUGCUGCCGCGCAUCACCUACUGCGCGGCGGACCGCCGCCACCCGCGCGUGUUCGCCUGGGUGUACCGCCACCAGGCGCGCCACAAGGCCGUGGUUCUGCGCUGCCACGCAGUGCUGCUGGCGCGGGCGCACAAGGCGCGGGCCCUGGCGCGCCUGCUGCGCCAGACGGCGCUGGCCGCCUUCACCGACUUCAAACGGCUGCAGAGGCAGAGCGACGCGCGCCACGUGCGCCAGCAGCACCUCCGGGCGGCCGCGGGGGCCGCAGCCGCCUCGGUGCCCCGAGCGCCCCUGCGCCGCCUGCUCAACGCCAAGUGCGCCUAUCGGCCGCCGGCCGCGGAGCGCGGCCGCGGCGCGCCUCGCCUCAGCAGCAUCCAGGAGGAGGAUGAAGAGGAGCAAGAGCCGGAGGAGGAGGAAGAGGAGGAGGAGGAGGAGCCCGAGCGGGAGCGAAGCUUAGAGCGCCGUGAGGUCCGGGGCCGGCAGCGCGAGCGCCCCGAGGUGCUGAGCUUGGCCCGGGAGCUGAGGACGUGCAGCCUGAGGGGCUCCGCAGCCGCCACUCCCCGGGCCCCACCCCCGACCCCUCCCCACAAGGGCUGCCUGCCCGCCCUAAAGCGCCCCACCUUGGAUUCUGCUGCGCGGCAGCCCCUCCCCGGCCCCCUGCCCCCACACCAGGCCCUGUGUGUUGUAGGGGGGUGGUAGUUGGUGCCUGGUGGCUAGCGUAGAGGCCCCUCUGAGACCUCCCUUGCACUCCAACACUUCCCCGACUCAGGAUCUCCUUCCUUUCCUUUCUCUGGCCCUCUCCGAACAAGCCUGUCCCCGUGCCACCAGACCCCGGCCUUUCCCUUCCCCACCACUCAUGAGAAGGGAUGGAGGGUCUGGGAUGGUUUUUCCCCCGGACCCAGGCAAUGGAGAUGUGGCUGCAACUGGGAGGGUUAGAACUCUGUUUUAGAAAUCCCUCUUCUCUUACCCCUAGGGGACCUGGGGGUGCUUAACAUGAGGAUAGUACUGUGAACCAGAGGAAUUGGAAGGGGACAGCUGGGUCCCCUACUUCUCUGCUCAGGACUUGCCUCCAAGAUGACUCAGCACCCCCCCAGACUGGAGGGGUGAAUGGCCCCUAAGACCCUCCCCACCCCAUCACCUCUCCAAAGGUCGGGGGCUACUCUUCUGUCUUUACUUUUCACCCUUCUUAGCCCUGCCACUGGAGGAGAGACUAGGACAUAUCCUGGCAGUUGGACAGAAAACCAGGCCUAUUGUAGUGGCACCUUCUUCUGGGCCCAACAGCCUCUUGCCAUCCCUACAGGACUGCUGAUCCCCACCAGGGCUCUCUUCUCUGCAGAUUCAGGUGUAGGUGGAUCUAUUUAGGAGACCCCCCCACCCCACCCCCAAUCACCCUGGACCAGGAUGAGGCACUGCAGGAGGUAAGGUGACUACAGGGCAGGUGCUCCAGGCACUGGUGUUACUUGGGGGCUGAGUCCCUAAAAUGAAGACCGUCCCAAAGGGAGCAUCAUAGAGCAGCCUUCUCAUCAUUGAGGACGAAACAAAUGGGUAUGUUAACCCAAACAGGGGACGGGCAAUUGCUCACAGGCCUCUCUACUUGCUGAGGUCACAAAAAGCCCAAAGAUUAAGAUGUCACACCAACUGAUCACUGAUAAAUAAAGUGGAUUUGCCUUUUCA